UCGGGUCGAGUGAUAGCUGAGGGUCUCAGGCCUGACACAACGAGUGUGGCAAAGGUGAUGACGCGGAACCCAGUUUUUGUCAUGUCCAACUCACCAGCCACCGAGGCACUGCAGAAGAUGGUCGAAGGCAAAUUUUGGCAUCUUCCUGUAGUGGAGCAUGGUGAGGUCAUUGCAAUGUUGGACAUUACCAAGUUCCUCUGCGAUGCAAUUUCAAGAAUGGAAAAGGCAGCAGAGCAAGGCAGUGCUAUAGCUGCUGCUAUGGAAGGGGUCGAACGGCAGUGGGGAAAUGAAUUUGCAGGUCCGCACACGUUAAUAGAAAAUCUUCGAGACCACAUGUUCAAGCCUUCCUUGUCAACUAUCAUAACUGAAAAUAGCAGUGUUCCAUCGGUGUCUCCAUCGGAUCUGGUAAUUGUAGCUGCCAAAAAGAUGAGAGAGUACCGAGUUAACUCAGUGGUUGUCAUGACAGGGAACAUGCUGCAAGGCAUUCUCACUUCCAAGGAUUUGGUUUUGCGAGUAGUGGCACAAAAUCUGUCCCCAGAGGUGACUCUCGUAGAAAAGGUCAUGACUGCAAGUCCUGAUUGUGCUACAUUGGACACAUCAAUCCUCGAGGCUCUACAAUCAAUGCAAGAUAGAAAAUAUCGUCAUAUUCUUGUUGCGGGCAAAAGAGGACAGAUUGUCGCCUGUUUGGACGCUCUAACGUUAACCCACACAUCCAUCUCCAUGGUCGAGGGAGCCCCUGGACCAAACGAUGUGGCAAAUACCAUGGUUCAGAAGUUUUGGGAUUCAGCACUUGCCUUGCAUCCUGCAGAGGAGAAUGACUGGCAUAGUGACGAAUCUCGUACGGUAGCCUCAGAUAGUGCUGAAGGAAAGCAAACACCCCCUCAUGUUGGCAAUGCAUUCUCUUUCAAAAUUGAAGACAGAAAAGGGCGGAUGCACAGAUUCAGUUGCGUUUCAGAAAGCUUAGACGAGCUUGUGUCUGCUAUUGCAUACAAAUUAGGAACAGAAAACGAGAAGGGGAAUGUAAACCUUCUGUACGAUGAUGAUGAAGGUGACAGAGUUCUUCUGGCUACCGAUGGUGAUCUCGUUGCAGCGAUUGAGCAUGCCAGAUCAGCCGGUUGGAAGGUUCUGAGGUUGCACAUAGACGACGGGUUAGAGACGGGCACAGAGUCCACACGGACGUCGUCUGUAGAUACCUCGACGGCAGGGACAGGCUGGCCGUCCCUCCGGCUAGGUAGAGUGGCCAGCACAGCUGCUGUUGCUGGGGUCGGGGUAAUCGUCUACUUGAGAUGCUCUCGGCAAUGA
Triticum aestivum (bread wheat) is the source of this 1302-nucleotide messenger RNA. RefSeq names its product CBS domain-containing protein CBSCBSPB3-like. The transcript is spliced from 12 exons. The coding region runs from base 58 to 1302 and encodes 414 amino acids. The record is from RefSeq and is a predicted model, not a curated record. Lineage: Eukaryota; Viridiplantae; Streptophyta; Magnoliopsida; Poales; Poaceae. Gene Ontology annotation, molecular function: protein binding.